GCGCCAACCCCCAUCGCUACACGAAGUAGCAAGUUCAUGAGAGACCAUGCUACGCCGUCAAAUUCAACCUUUGCCAAAGCACUGGACGAUGCAAUGACAUCCCAUAUGGCCACAGAUAAAGGCACACCUACCGCCAAAUCAGAUCCAGCUGAAGGGACCACUCUCGCAGUAGUGCACCACAACUGGUCGGCUCCCACGACACCGCAACGCUCAGUGGCUGCUGUGUUGCUGUACGUACCCCCACAGACCAAUCCAGAAGACGACCAAAGGCACAAGGCGCGUAUGCGCAUGAUGGGGCGGUCACCGCCUACCAAGCGCAAACUGGACACUACAGCUCCGAGCCCAGGCCACUCGAGUGCUUCACGGAAUCUGUUCAACACUACAUCCCCACGCAAAGCUGUCGCUGCCACAGCGAAAAGUGGUGCCAAGUCGCACAAUAGCGGGACACCAUCUCUGCUGAGCUCAAGUACGGCCAAUGACUCACCGAUCAACAACACGCGAAGAGGAAGCUCAGAAGCACUUGCGAGUGCAGAGAUUGUGUGUGUGUCGCACGCACGAAGCAACAGCUCGCGUGUGCAUACAUACCGGAGAUCAUCACAAGAAUUGCCCAAGAGGGUCAAGAGCACACCGACCACACCUGUGAAAGAUACUUCUUCAAUAGCAACACAAGCGCCUGUUGAUGAUAGUAUGAGUCAUACCCCAGUACGGGACAGCCUGCCCCGGACUCGUCGACAGAGUUCACACCACGUGAAACACACACCAACGUCAAGUACAAAGGUCUCCAGCACUAUCAGUGGACUCGCACGAGCGGAAAGGUACUCGCCCACGAAGGCAAAGGGAGAAGACGUCAAUGCACUGCGGCGCAUUAGACAGACACAGCAGACAGACACAACACCACCAGCAACGCCACACGUAGCUGUACAACAGCAGUCUCCUAUCACUUCAAGGUCGGACGUGCUAGAGAGCGCACGCGCACACAAUGGCAAGCCCGCGCCAUUAAACAAUGACAAUGAUUCCACACCCAGAAGCGAGCGAUUAAGUGAUGUAGAUAAGAAUGCACCAGACGCUCACGAGGAUAGUAUACUGCAGUCCGGGACCGCUGAGAGCCAUGCGGACCGUGAUAUAAACGGAGCUAACAAUGACAGAGGUGUGGCUGUGGCAGAGGCUGAUGAGGUGGCUAAACCUGUACCAAGGAAGAGUACAAGGAAUACAACCUUGCGAGCGGCAAGUGAGGGCAGAAACGCAUUACACGUAGUGAGUGAUGAAAACAAGACCCUGCCCGAGACACCAGCGAGACAAACUGGACUGACGCGCAGUGAGAGGCUGUUUGCGUCUGUGAGAGGUGUGCAACAGGCACCGCCCACACGCACAAUGCCUAACCUUGCCAGCCCAGCUAAAGACAGUCACACACGCACACCCAACCCCACGUCCACUCCCUUACUACCCGACAUACGUACACCUAUACGUGAGCAUGAACCUACGCAUGACCGCACAGACACCUCCAUCCCGUCAGAGACGGCCAUAAAUGCGACCAGCACAACGGCACACGCUUCAUCGCAUACCAGUGGUGUGCAACUGGCAGAGGUGCAGAGCUUAUUCACGCCAAGACAAAUCAACCGUCGGCUCCCCCCAGCAUACGAACUUCUUAGCAAGAUGCAAAGCGCACUGGAUUUGGCGCUACGUCACCGCAAGGGCCUUAAGGAGAACCUCACCUUUGCCCGCGCUCAGACCUGGAUCCACCAGAGUCUGCACAAGACCUUCACAGAGAAGCAUCUGAUGCAGAUGAUGGCAGUAUGGCCUGAGAUGUACCAUUUGCAACGCGAACUGUCGCAGAAAGUGUCUGAGCUACGCACAGCCACUACCUACAGAGAAAAGUUUAUGCUCCUGAUAGAUGCAGAUCUGUCCCACACUACGCCAGAGGGAAAGGUCCUCCACACGUCUAUCAAGACUAUCCAAACCCGGCAGACACAAUUCCGACUGAUGCUGCUCAAACGCACAUUGGACCUCCACCGGGAAUAUGUCAUCGCAAAGGGCUUUACAGCCGAAUAUGAUGACGAGAUUUUGAAGUCUUGGCACCCUGGAUUUGAUCUGAAUUCUGUUCCUGAAAUUGAAGAAGCGGCCAUACCGCAACCCCCCGUCCAGCAGAAAUACGUGUCAGCGGCGGCAGUUCUGGGGAAAGCUGGCCAGAUGAGCGAUGUCGUACGAUUGGCUCUGGAGAAGGCUGCCGCAAACAGGCGCAAGCGCGAAAACGCACGCAAUGUGUGGGCCGGUAGUGCUGACAACAGCGUGUCGACGGACAAACGCGCUCUGCAUGCAGAUACAGCAGAUGCAAUGGAGGGUGAGGGAAGCUCGGCUGACUGUAGGCAGGCAGGGGCACUUGGGAAGGAGGGUAGUCAAAAGAACAAGAACCGGAAACCCCGAAGUGGGGUUGCGAGUAUACUGGGUGAUGUUCUGCGCACAAAGCCUGGGGUGGAAACAAGCAGUGACACACCCUCCCAUGCACACGCGACAUUUAGAACAAAGCCUUGCGCGCACACACAGGCGACUUCAGAGGACAAAGCCCACAGUGAGCUGCAAGCGCACGCACAGCUGCAUGGGCGGGUACGGGCCGAUGGGUCUGUAUAUACACGGGAUGUUGUACUUGGAAGCGCAGACACAGUAAAAACUGGUACGACGGCGCGUAAGGGUAUGAGUGACACUGUUAUGGCCGCACUGGCGCGUGCUAAAAAAGAGAGGCAGGCUCUCAAAGUUCAGUGCAAUACCAACCAAUCACCUGCAAGACCGCGUGGUGCACGGUCGAGUGAAUCGGAGAGAAAGAUUCAGACAGAGAGUCACUUGAGUGGAGAUACGGUUGUCGCACCAGCGCAGCAGACUACACGUACAAUUCAAGGUGCGGAUAGCGGGACAAAAAUCGGGACAGCGAAACCACAGUUGGCGCGUGUGAGGCGCAAGCAACUGAUCCCUGACAAUCUCCUCGCACGAGUCAAGGCCAAAGGGGAGAUGAAGGCGCGGCAGCAGAUGUUUGGGCUAUCUCAAGCCCGCAGUGAUGAGCUCGCACUGGUAGAGAGACUGCCCAGUAUGGCCCUUCUGCUGCAUUCGUUGUACGAUGUGGGACAAGGACAGAAUUCCGCGGGCGCUUCAAGAACGGUGCUGGCUCUAGAUGUGGUGGCUGAAAAAAUGCAAGCCACUUAUAGGCCGCGUAUCCCUAUCGAUAAAAUGUAUGCCAGCGUGCGUCUGCUUCUCAAACUAUGUCCGCCAGGGUGGAUUUCGGAGUUCCGUACGGAUAAUGGAUGCUUUCUGAAGCUAAACAAGCAGAUGAGUGUAAGUAGUGUGAAAAGUGAGCUUGAGCGACAUCGCGAAACUGCUGUUGCGGAAAGAGAAAGUGCUAGAGUACUCGUAACGGGAGGGGCUAUUGAUUUGGAGGAGGCUAAAGUACAAGCCAGUAGAAUCAGGCAGACGGCUGCCGUCAAGAACAGAAUGAUGAGAAACAAAUUAUUAUAAUAAUGGAUGGGCAUCGCCCAAAUGAACUGGUGCCCCGAGGUUCUUAAGAUUCAGUUCGUAAAGUUUUUGUGUCUUGUGGGUAUAGCUCCCAUUUUCUACUAUGCAACGCUGCACCAAUGUGUGCGCAGAAAUAACCUGGUCAGAUAAUCAGGGUGAGUAUCGUAACCUGUAUCAGCAGAUAUAUAUAUCCUACGUGUGGACUAUGGCAGUGAGGCGUGCUUCUAAUACCAUCAUGGACAUAACACGCACAUCGACC
Messenger RNA from Sphaeroforma arctica JP610, 3757 nucleotides. RefSeq lists its product as hypothetical. The record is from RefSeq and is a predicted model, not a curated record. Gene Ontology annotation, cellular component: nucleus. Gene Ontology annotation, biological process: regulation of DNA-templated DNA replication initiation; DNA replication checkpoint signaling; mitotic cell cycle. The annotation marks the transcript as partial. Gene Ontology annotation, molecular function: DNA binding; DNA polymerase binding. The transcript has 9 exons. NCBI's taxonomy places the organism in Eukaryota, Ichthyosporea, Ichthyophonida.